Babesia microti strain RI is the source of this 540-nucleotide messenger RNA. RefSeq lists its product as hypothetical. Bases 1 to 540 code for a protein of 179 amino acids. The transcript is spliced from 2 exons. Lineage: Eukaryota; Apicomplexa; Aconoidasida; Piroplasmida; Babesiidae. The record is from RefSeq and is a predicted model, not a curated record.
AUGUCAGUUGAGCAUGUAAAAGGGAUAAUUUCAAAGUUAGCGGUAAGGAGUAAAAUACCGCUGGUUAACGGCAAAAUAGACACUAGUGGUCUAAGCGAAAUCGAUGCUGAAUUUUUAAAUUUGUUUAACAAAGAGAUAUCACUUUUCAAAAGGGGAUGCAAAGAUGAAAUUAGCGCGCAAGCACUAAUUAAUAUGUGUCUAAAAUUAUUACAGAAUAGAAAUUGUAACUUAGCAUAUCAAAAACAAAUCACUAUAAAUAAAUUCAUUAAAAAAUGUGCGCCAUUACCUGAAUAUUCGAAAUAUGACAAAGAAUUAGCUCAGGUAGAUAAUAUGAGUAAUAAUUUGCAUGACAUGCAAAUUGGUAGGCCCAUAAAAAAGAUGAAUAGACAUUUCAAAAUAGAAAAGGUAGAUAAUAUAAUAGCACAAUGUGGUUGGAAGGAUAGUCUAAGAGGUGGUUAUUUGCCAUCAAAUAUGUACUUUGACAGAGAAUACAAGGCGCAGCCAAUUAAAACGAGGGAUAUCGUUUAUAUUGAGAGGUAA